This is a messenger RNA of Cucumis sativus (cucumber), 1738 nucleotides long. Its product is annotated as transcription factor CYCLOIDEA. The transcript has 2 exons. Gene Ontology annotation, cellular component: nucleus. The record is from RefSeq and is a predicted model, not a curated record. Bases 397 to 1545 code for a protein of 382 amino acids. Lineage: Eukaryota; Viridiplantae; Streptophyta; Magnoliopsida; Cucurbitales; Cucurbitaceae. Gene Ontology annotation, biological process: regulation of secondary shoot formation. Gene Ontology annotation, molecular function: sequence-specific DNA binding; DNA-binding transcription factor activity.
CUUUUUACUCUCACACCCAUAGCCACCCACUUUUGUCCUCUCUCUCUCUCUCUCUCUUUCUCCUUCCCUUUGAUCUCUUUCUCAAAUAUCUCAACUAUUUUUACCAGAAGAAAUAAGAUCAUCAACAUACAAAAAAGAAAAAUUUGAGAAGAAGUAGACGAAAUACUAACCCUUAUUGCCCUUAUUGAUCUUCCAAUACUGCAUGACCUUCAACCUCUCUCACACUCCAUCUUCAUAUCUCUCUCCCUUUUGAAUAUCAACCCCUAAACCUAAAAAUCGAUCACAAUUAUAUUUUCAAACCAAGGAAGAAGGAAAAUGAUGAAAGAUCUUUAAUGGGUAGCAGAGUUCUUUGAGAGUUUCAUUUCACAUUUCCAAAAUCCUAAAGGAAAGAAGAAAAUGGGAUCUUCAAACUAUAAUCUCAACCCUUUUCAUUGUUUUCCUUCUUCUACUUCUUCCACUACUAAUUCCUACAAUCUCCCUCCCUCCAUUCCUUCACUUCUCAACUCUGACCCUUCAUCCAGCAACACUUCGACUAUCAACUUCCAUCACCAACCCCAUCAAGAUCCACUCUCAUUUCUAGCUCCCUAUUUUCCCAUUGCUCAUUUCUCCGCGUUGGCACCUCCCGAAACGGCCGUGAUCAAUUUUGCAGUAGCAGGGAACAACAUUCAAGCUCUCGGUGAUAUGGUUAUCCCGAGCGCUCCUGGAGCAGGGACAACGGGGAUGGGGAAGAAGGAUCGGCAUAGCAAGAUUUAUACAGCUCAGGGUUUGCGCGAUCGAAGAGUGAGAUUGUCCAUUGAUAUAGCUCGCAAGUUCUUUGAUUUGCAAGACAUGUUAGGGUACGAUAAAGCAAGCAAAACCCUAGAGUGGCUUUUUAGCAAAUCCAAAAAAGCAAUUAAAGAGCUUUCAAGGACCAAGAGUGGAAAUCUUGGGGUUCAUGGAGGGGCUAAAAAAUUUUCUUUGGUAGCUGAUUCUUCUGAUGUUGAAGAAGAAUAUGAUGAUGAUAAAGAAGGAUGGGAGCUGAAGAUGAAAUCAAUGUUGAGCAUUGAUGAACAAGAGAAAGUGAGUAAAGAGAAAGUUGAAGGUUUUAAUCUUCUUGCUAAAGAAUCAAGAGCCAAAGCCAGAGCAAGAGCCAGAGAGAGAACCAUGGAGAAGAAGCAAGUUGACAACAGGAAAGUUUACGGUCAUCAGAAGGGCGGCGCCCAAGAAGUUUCGAAUCAUUGGAGUAAGCAUUUGAAUCAUAGCACUGAAACUUCAAAUCUGUCAAUGGAGGAAUCCUCGUUCAUUAACAAGAGAAAGAUCAUUUAUUCUAAGAAGUUCAUCAACCACGACAACUACAGUGAUAAAUCGCGUCGAGAUGACGAGAAUGCCGAAACCUCUCAACGGAAGCUUUUGGAUCAGAUGAAGGCUUCAAAGAGGAAAUGGAAACCUUCCAUUAUUUCUGGUUCUUCUCAAAGAAAUUUUCUCAUCUCCAUUGACGGUAUUCCCAUUAACUUAACUCAAAAUUUGGAUACCAAUAGCAACCCCAAUUAUCCUAUUGCCAAGUAAAAUUUUAUUAACAGUUUUACAAAUCAAGGGUGGAAUGCAGUCAACAAUGUCAAAACGUGGCCUGUUUUAGAUUGGUUUUUCUUCAACUACUACUUGAAUGUUCUUUUAGAUUUAUGAUAUUAUAACAAUUAAAGACUGAUGAUUAAGUUUUUUCUUGCUUUAUUAUAAUCACUAAAUCAUGUUCGAUCCAUUA